AAAAGUCUCUGUUUCCACUAGUAUUCAUGCAUCUCAGAUCACGCCCCCCGCCUUUCCAACUCACAUAACGCUCCCGUAACGCUCCCGACAAAACACAUGUCUGCCAUAGCAUAUGGGUCAGGAUGUCUCGGUAACUUCGUAGGGGCUGUCUCAAACUCCGUGUUUGGCAUCACUCUUCCCUUUGCCAACUCGUUGUCCACAAAAAACCAGAUAGCCGAAGGAAACAUGCAUCGCAACAACGCGCUAGACCUGAUGGAUAAGUAUUUUGAUAUGUUCGACCGGGAUACAAAGAUGGAAAUCAAGCUGAGGAAUCGAAGGAUGAUGGUGGCGAAGGAGCGUGUCGAUCGCAAAAGCUGGUUCAGUGCGAAAGAUGCGUCGACGUAUCGCGAAGAAGCUCAAGAGUUGCUGGCCAUUGUUGAGGAUAACUCAAGCAAUUUGCGGGCGAAGGAGACCUUUCUGAGAAAUAAUCUGAGCUCCUCUACGCGUGAGCUCCUUCUACGUACCCGACAACUCGCUUUUCUGCAAUUCCCAAGUCAUUUACCUCCAGUGAAUUCCGUUGUCAUUGUUUCCUUCAACGAGGGCGACGAUUUACCCCUACACAACGUAUCCCCUAACGCCGGUGUGCCCUCUACUGCGGUCGCAGAAUACAUCCAUGAUCCGGAUGCCUCAGCCGAUGCCACCUCACCCGAUGCCCCUGCGAAUCAGCGAUCGCCUCCAGGGCCCUCGGACAUCCAUGCAUCUCAACCACAAGUAACGGUUGCAGAUGGAUCAGCGCCAACUUCAGCAUGUCCUACCUCGUCGACCGCCGGUAUAGCAGUCAAUACAUCGGAAGAAUCAUUGGGACUACGCCAUCUCUAUCAUUCGGAACCUUUGGACGCUCAAGAGGUUCGUUACAUGGUUGGAGGGUGA
Stereum hirsutum FP-91666 SS1 is the source of this 909-nucleotide messenger RNA. RefSeq lists its product as uncharacterized. Lineage: Eukaryota; Fungi; Basidiomycota; Agaricomycetes; Russulales; Stereaceae. The transcript has 5 exons. The coding region runs from base 97 to 909 and encodes 270 amino acids. The record is from RefSeq and is a predicted model, not a curated record.